AUGACGAUUCGCAUUGAUAUGGAGGAUUACGACGGUGACCGAGCAUUUGCCGAGUACACGACUUUUUCUGGGGCCGACGAGGGUGAUAACUAUCGGGUGACGAUCGAUGGAUAUCGAGGCGACGUAGGCGACUCAUUGGUAUUGCACUCUAAGUCCAUCAGAAACAUGAGUUUUACAACAAGGGACAGGGACAACGACAUCGCUAAGGGUGGAAAUUGUGGAUUGCGUUAUAAAGGUGGCUGGUGGUAUAGUAACUGUCAUGCCGCUAAUCCAAAUGGCUUGUACCAAGAGAUCAGAGACAGCGUUGUGUACGGCAUCGGGCGCAUUUCGGAGCCAGAUCUGAGAGCUGUUAACUUUGCCGAUAAGAUAGAAGGACAAAAGCUGAACGGAAACCUGGUAAGAGAAGUGGAAGUGGAUUCCGAAACUUCCUGUCAGUUGUCCAUAGCUCGCCUUUCAGAGCCAGAUCUGAGAGCUGUUAACUUUGCCGACAAGGUAGAAGGACAAAAACUGAACGGAAGCCUGAUAAGAGAAGUCGAAGUGGAUUUCGAAACUUCCUGUCAGCUCGAGUGCGUGGAUGAAGAGCGAUGUCAGACUUACAACUUUGGAACUGUUAAAGCAGCUCCGAAGAUUCCCCUUGCAAAGAAAACGCAAUAUGUGUCGCAAGCUGCAAAUCAAACAUUUACCUCUGUAAGUGUCUCAGAGAACUGUCUUGACUAUUAUCAAAAUAGCUUCACAACUGACGGUGUGUACUGGAUUUACCCUGAUGAGAAAGAACCCUUUAAAGUGCUGUGUGACAUGACAAAUGAUGGCGGAGGAUGGACCACCCUUCAAAGGCGCAUGGAUGGCUCUGUAGACUUUUAUGUUGACUGGGAAUCAUACAAAAAAGGCUUUGGAAAUCUUAAGGGUGAGUUUUGGCUCGGAAACGAUUACAUUCACCGUCUGACCGAAUCUGUCAACAUGAUGGUUCGCACUGAUAUGGAGGAUUACGAAGGUGACCGAAGAUUUGCGGAGUACACGACUUUCUCUGUGGCCGACGAAAGCGAUGACUAUCGAAUGACGAUCGAUGGAGACCAAGGCACCCCAGUCGACGCAUUGCUAUAUCUCUCCAGGCCUAUCAGAAAUAUGAGACUUACAACCAAGGACAGAGACAACGACUUCCUUGACAAUGGAAACUGCGCAAUGGCCUUCAGAGGUGGCUGGUGGUACAAUUACUGA
Stylophora pistillata is the source of this 1215-nucleotide messenger RNA. Its product is annotated as ryncolin-2-like. NCBI's taxonomy places the organism in Eukaryota, Metazoa, Cnidaria, Anthozoa, Scleractinia, Pocilloporidae. The record is from RefSeq and is a predicted model, not a curated record.